AUGGAAGCUAAAUUAAAAGCACUCAAAGUGGGAGAUCUCAAGGAACUCCUUCAGAAAGCUAAUCUACCUGUAGUUGGUAAGAAAGAGGAAUUGAUACAGAGGAUAUUACAGAAUGAAUCUGCUCAACCAAAAGAGGACAACGCGGAGGAAACCAAGGAAAAUACAGUUGAGGAGAAGAAGGAGGAGGCUGCACCAGUUGCCACGACAGAGAGUAAACAGGAGAGCAAACAAGUAGAGCAAGAAAAACCAAGUGAUACAAACAAAGACGCCGAAUGGGAGAAGAAGAAAGCACGUGCAGAGAGAUUCGGACAGACCACAGAACAAUUUGAGAAGCAGCAGAAAAAACUUGAAGAGAAAGCCAAGAUAGAAGCUAGAGCAGCCAGGUUCGGCACUGCUAACAGCACGAAUGCGACAAAGAGUACACAAGCACCAGCACUUGAUCCGGAAGAAGAGGAGAAGAGAAAGAAGAGAGAAGCCAAGUUUGGUGUUGUCGAGAAACCAAGCCAAAAGAAGCAAAAAAAGUGA
This is a messenger RNA of Wallemia mellicola CBS 633.66, 525 nucleotides long. RefSeq lists its product as hypothetical. The coding region runs from base 1 to 525 and encodes 174 amino acids. NCBI's taxonomy places the organism in Eukaryota, Fungi, Basidiomycota, Wallemiomycetes, Wallemiales, Wallemiaceae. The transcript is spliced from 5 exons. Gene Ontology annotation, biological process: poly(A)+ mRNA export from nucleus. The record is from RefSeq and is a predicted model, not a curated record. Gene Ontology annotation, cellular component: nucleus.